CACCGCCCCCCUGCCCUCGGUUUUGCUUUAUCUCCCUCGCUCUUUUCCCCUCUGUGGUCUCUCUCUCUCUCUCUUUCUCGCGCUAGCUAUUGAGAGGAGAAGAAGGGAGAGCUUGGAGAGCGUUGCGGCUGGUCUCUCUCUCCAGGAAUCUCGGAGAAGAAGAAGGGAGAGCUUGGAGAGCGUCGGGCCUGGUUUCUCUCUCCAGAAAUCUCGGAGAGGCCUCUAAAUUCCGAUGGACGAAGAGGGAGAGAGACAGAGAUCGGGAGAGAAUAUAGUAGAGAGGUCCGAGUCAUUGCAGGUGGUUCCUUUGGUUUGACUUGUGCGUGCCGGCUGCUCUCCCUCCUGCCUCCAUUUUCUUCUCUUUUUAUUUUUUUAUUUUUCCUCUGGCUGGCUCUUGUUCAUGGUUGGCGACUCCUUCCUUCCAUGAGCUACGACCCGGUCUCCACCGACCCCAUUCCAUUCUCGGUUCUUCUCCCUUCUUUUCUUCCGCGUUUCCUCCUUCCCUGCUUCCCCUGUUUCUGGCCGCAGUGGCCUUGGCUCCACGAAUCCAAUCCUAUCGAGGCAGUUCGAUCCAUUUCUCCUCCCUCGGUUAACUUUACUGCAUCGAAAUCCUCGUUUUGGUUUAUCGAAUUGGCCGUUCGUAUACGUUUUCGGGAUUAAAAUUGCAUCUUUUUAUGAUUCUCGCCGUCCCAAAACUGUCUCCUUUCUCGGAGAAGAAACGUCAAAAUUGUACUUUUUUAUCCCUUCGCGUUCGCAUAUUCCGAUUUGUCAUUCUUUUGGAACCCUGAAUCCAAUCUCUCUUUGAUUCAAGGCGUGGACUUUGAUUCUCCUAUUUUGGUCUGCCCAUGGGUUGCACGAGCUCGAAGCAGGCCCGCAGGGACCGGCGGCGGAGCCUGUCGCCGUACGCCCGGAGCUACUCCGUUCCCCUCGGCCCCGACGCGGGCGCCGGCUGCCGAAAGAAGGGCGACGGUUACCAUGUGGUCACCCUCGCAUCGUCCACCCUCGGCUCUCUCAAGCUCGACCGCGGCCCGAGACCCGACGAUCUCGCCGGCUCCGACGAGGAGAUGAUGAAGAGCUCCAACGACUGCGGCCGCGACCGCCUCGCUGAUGAGCUUGGCAAGGCCAAGGCCUGGUCGGAGAUGAUCGAGCAUCGGAUCCCGAAGACCCCCACCAAGACCCCGCCCAACGAGCCGGAGACCAUCAACGCCUGGGAGCUCAUGGAGGGCCUCGAGGACACCAGCCCCCUCCGCCCCACCUCCGCCGCCGACCGCUCCUUCUCGUUCCACACCACCCGCGACGCCCUCCCGGCGCCGGGGUCCCUCCCAAGUUCCAAAUUGGCCAAUGGAUGCUUAUCCCCGAAGCCCGGCUGGAUGCAGCUAGGCCCCGGCGAUUCCAUCAUCUCCGACUUCGAUCCCGAGAUCCUCGCCACCUUCCGGAACGUCCUUGAGGAGUUCUCCCCGCCGCACCCAGCCCUCGAACGGCAUCUUGAGCCGCCAGAGAAGGUGACAGAUUGCAGACAUUCCGGCGAUAUGCCGAAAUUCCAAGGAAUUGUUCGAGCUCGGAUCAACGCAUUCCAAGAGAGAAUCGAUGCGAGGAGGGCUAGCUUCAAUUCCAAUGCCGCAAAGGUGACGCCUUUGGAUAAAUGCCCACCGGGCGGCCAGGGGAAGGUGGUGUUCUACUUCACAAGCCUCCGAGGAAUUCGAAAGACUUACGAGGAUUGUUGGGCAGUGAGGGUGAUACUACAAGGCUACGGUGUUCGCAUCGACGAGAGGGACGUCUCGAUGCAUGGGGGAUUCAAGGAGGAGCUGAAGGAGAUACUCGGGGCCGAGUAUGGCAGCGGGAGACUCCCAAGAAUCUUUGCAGAUGGGAAGUACUUAGGAGGGGCCGACGAGGUGCGCCAAAUGCACGAGGCCGGAGAACUGGGCACGGCUGUGGAGGGCUGCGAGAUGGCGGCGGUGGGGAAAGGCGGCGGCGUCGUGGAGGCGUGCGAGGGGUGCGGCGGUGUGAGGUUCGUACCAUGCGAGACUUGCUCAGGGAGCUGCAAGGUGUAUGUGGUGGAGGACGGCAAGGAGGAGGAGGAGGAAGCGGGGUUCCGGCGGUGCCCCGAUUGCAAUGAGAAUGGCCUCGUCCGGUGCCCGCUGUGCUGUUGAGGAUCGGUAGGUUUAUUCUGGGGAGUUGCAGAGUGUUCUAGCGAGGUGUUUGAUGGAUUGUUGUAAUAUCUAUAGAGAGGAGACGAACAAGUGCAGGGCCAAGAGAGUCUAUAAAGUUUUGAAAGGUUCCCAGUUAUGUCUUUAUGGCUUUAUUCUUUUCUUUUCUUUUUUCUUUUUGAGUGGAGAAGACAGAAGAAUUGAAGUGCAUUGAUAUGUAAUAAAAAGAAUAAAAAAAAAGAACCAAUACAACCUAGAUUUAGGUUACUUCUGGUUCUUGUCUUUAGUUCUUAAUAUUUCUCUUGAAAACUUUGUUUUAUAUAUUUCUGUUACUUCUUGUUGCUC
Molecule: messenger RNA, 2492 nt
Organism: Phoenix dactylifera (date palm)
Lineage: Eukaryota; Viridiplantae; Streptophyta; Magnoliopsida; Arecales; Arecaceae
Source: RefSeq, a predicted model, not a curated record